This is a messenger RNA of Zychaea mexicana, 2386 nucleotides long. RefSeq lists its product as uncharacterized. The transcript has 9 exons. NCBI's taxonomy places the organism in Eukaryota, Fungi, Mucoromycota, Mucoromycetes, Mucorales, Lichtheimiaceae. The record is from RefSeq and is a predicted model, not a curated record. Gene Ontology annotation, cellular component: endoplasmic reticulum membrane. Bases 345 to 2351 code for a protein of 668 amino acids. Gene Ontology annotation, molecular function: dolichol kinase activity. Gene Ontology annotation, biological process: dolichyl monophosphate biosynthetic process.
CGCUGGUGCUUUUUGUUUUUGAAGCACUCUAUAACAACGACAAUAACAACAGCAGCAAGAACAACGACAACGACGACAACGACGACGACGACGACACGAUUACUACCAGCACCUUUGUUUCUGGUACUCGCAAAAAACAACAACAACAACAGCUGCCAAUCACGAGCAAAAACAGGAAAUUGAACAAACAGGUGGAAGACGAAGGGUUCGCUUCAUCGUCGUCGGUGGAAGAAGGGGAUUUGACAGUCGAAAUUAUACGACGUAAGCGGGCACAGCGACAAUCCAAACGAAUAGGAGCAUCUUCAUCUUCAACAGCAACAAACACAACACAACCCUCUCAUGGAAUGACGACAGCUCAAUACCAACACCAACAACAACAAGAUUAUUCGGCUACCAAUGUCACGGCAGCACCGUUCGAACGAGUCCUUUGGAUCGGUUCGUUCGCUUGGGCAAUGUGGCGAGGUAGAGCACUUUUAGCGUCCUCUCCAACUGUAUUUGCAGUGUGGACUGUGAUAUUGGCACUAGGCUUGAUAUUAGUACACAAGACAGCACGCGUCCGUCGAGUCAAAGACGACUUGUCAAAAAUGUAUACGGAUCACCGUGAUCACCAUUUUACAACCACAACCACAUCAUCUGAUACGCUUGAAUCAGAAACAUCACCUUAUCCACCAACGUACAGAAUGGGUGAAUUGAAGAAACGAAAGAAAGAACAACAGCUACAUGAAGCGACAUACAAUAGCUGUCUUGGUCUCUUUGGUGCUGGCAAAAGCUCGUACAGAGGUGAUGCCGAUGAUGGAUUGCUAUGUGGUGUAUUUCUGAUGCCAAUGGUUGGUAUAGCGAAAAUGACUGACGUGGCAACCACUGAGAUGGAAGAAGCAGGCCGGAAUGCGCGUAUGCAUGGCAAGUUGGAGCUUGUCCUGCUGAUGACCCUGGUCUUUUUGAUCUUGGUACUAACCAACCGAUUCCUUCAACCGAUGCGACGCAUAAUUCGUAAGCGCGGCCUCUUCGUGUCCAGCAUGAUUGUUUCGAUCGCUUUCACGCAUGGCGUCAGUCGACUCUCUCCACUCACGCCGGUAUUGAGCCGAAUGCCAAUCAGUAUGAUUGCUGUGCCUAUCACUGCGUUCCAAUGGGCACUCUACACAUGCACAGUUGCUUUGAAACGAUGUUUCACUCUGGGCGAAAUGUGUAUUUUGUCCGAAGCCGUAGCGAUCCUUGUCUAUGGUGCAUUGGAAUACGUUUUCAUUGCAAUGUUCCCGGACCGUAUACCCGCAUUCUUAAAAGAACAAGAAGUCGAUCCCGUGUCCGUGCUACUCCACGCCGUCCUCUUGGGUAUGCUCUUUAUUGGGGCCAUCACAUAUCCACUCUUGAAACGAUCCAGACGGUUAGCACAACAGCCUUACUGGCGAUCAACAUCAUCUCCUUCUUCCCAAACAUGGUCCGAUAUCCAGCGCAAACGGAUCAUUAUUGCUUUUGCAGCCUACGGAAUCUCUGUCGGCAUUGUCGUCUUUGCCAUUGCUCCUCUCUGCAGAACCAUCAUGAACCAGCAGGAUCCGUUUGUGUGGACACUAUCCUUUGUGUUCUUGUCGCCGCAACGUUUGUUUUUGUGCGUCUAUUGGGCAUUGGCCGUCGCAGCAACGGUCAUUGUGUGGGUGCUUGUGUUGGAUUUCGGCGUGUCGGAUGGACCUGUCGAGGCCAAAGUGUUGACGAGCGCACUCAACAAGAAACGCAAGUUGUUCCAUGCAUUGGCUGUCAUUAUGUUUACACCUGGUGUGCUUUUCGAGCGAUCAUUUCUACAAUUAGCAUUCGGUGUUGCCUUGGGUGUAUUCAUCUAUCUGGAAUAUCUACGUUACUUUGCCAUAUGGCCCUAUGGCAAAAGCAUCCAUAUGUUCUUGACAGAGUUUAUUGAUAGCCGUGAUUUGGGUCCAGUCAUUUUGAGCCACAUCUAUCUAUUACUUGGAUGCGCUGCACCGGUUUGGCUUGGAGGCUCAAACCUAUUAGCUUCAUUGUCUGGCAUAGUAGCACUUGGAUUUGGUGACGCAGCUGCAUCACUUGUUGGCAAGAAGUUUGGACGAUAUCGAUGGCCCGGUACAAAGAAAACGAUAGAAGGCACCAUAGCCUUUGUGAUUGCUGUGUACGUGAGCUCGGUGCUGAUCAUGUACGCAUCCGCUCUGCUCGGUAUCAGCAGUGCAUCACAUUAUGUUACUUCGGCCGGCCGAGGUGAAUGGGGCUCUUUCAUUAUCACAGCCUUGUUAACUGGUUUAUUGGAAGCAUUCUCUAGCCAAAACGAUAAUAUUAUGAUACCACUGUACAUAUAUUCAAUGAUACUAUUACAACAACGACAACAACAAUAAUAAUAAUAAUAAUAAAAGAAAACAAUACAACUCCA